Sinocyclocheilus grahami is the source of this 1471-nucleotide messenger RNA. RefSeq names its product N(G),N(G)-dimethylarginine dimethylaminohydrolase 2-like. Lineage: Eukaryota; Metazoa; Chordata; Actinopteri; Cypriniformes; Cyprinidae. The annotation marks the transcript as partial. The record is from RefSeq and is a predicted model, not a curated record. The transcript has 4 exons.
UUAUACUCAUUGUAUAUGCAUAACAUUUAUGCAUAACUAAGUUCAAAGCAUUUGAAAACAGAUAACGUGUUUUAUCCACUGACAAAGCUGUUAAACAUUAUUAUGUAACCGAUACAAGGUAGGAAAAAAAACAUUUCAAUUAUUUGUUCAGUUCACUCAUGCCAUGGAGACCCCUGUCUUAUGCACAUGAAUGGUUUAAAGCUGCUUCUCACUUGAUAAACAGUAACGGGACACUAAUGUGAUGUGGAAUGAAACACUCUGACAACUGAAAUCAGUAGAUGUUUGAGUCAACUUUAAAGUCCAGGUGCAAAGACAUUAUUUAUUCAGUUUGGUCACUGAGUCUGAGCUCUUAAUUUAGCUCUCAAGAAAGUGCACCAGGUUGAUUAAUUUCACUUUUGAUCCUAGAGGUUCCAAAUAUUCACAUAAAUAGUUGGUUUGGUCUAUAAGCUCUUCACGAUAUGAAGUUCUCUCUCAGUUUAUUCUCUCUGUCUCAGGCAGUAUUAAAGGGACAAACACACUCCUGGAGGUUUCUGCCCAGGGGAUCCGGGGACGUCAAGAAGUUGCUGUUGCUAGAGGCUUGCAGUCACUUCCACUCCAAGACUGUCCUGCAUAGACUUAAAAUUUACUCAGUUUAUGAAUCGGAGUCCCUCACACACACAGUCAAGCCUAUAUACAAACAUUCAACAGACACCUGUCAUACACGCAUACCAUUCAUACAUACGCCGUCAUGGCCAAUAUUUAUCCAUACGGCUGCUUCACGCAUGCUGUGGUCCGAGGUAUCCCAGAAUCCUUUGGGAAGUUGGCGGAGGGCGGAGAAGGGUUUCAGACGGACCUCGCCAAGGCCCAGCGUCAGAUGGGGGUGCUGACAGGCGCGCUGAGGCAGAAGUUGGGGCUGCAGUUGAUAGAAAUCCCAGCAGUCUCCGAGCUGCCGGAGAGCUGGAGGAUCGAAGACGUGGCUGUGAUCCAAGGUGACACGGCGCUCAUCACACGACCCCUCAAACAGCAGAGACGCGAUGAGGCGGAGGCGGUGAGGCGCGUCCUGAGCGAGCUGAAGCUGACGGUGCUGGAGAUGGGCGACGAGGAGGGCGGGUCUGCUGGAGCCACUCUAGAAGGAAGUGAUGUCCUCUUCACUGGAAAAGAGUUCUUCGUAGGCAUUUCGAAACACACCAAUCACCGUGGGGCAGAAGUUUUGGCUGACACCUUCAAGGACUUUGCAGUGUCCACUGUGCCAGUGUGUGGAGGCUCUCGUCUGAAGAACAUCUGCUCCAUGGGUGGCCCUGAUACCAUCAUCAUCAGCAGCAGUGACGGGGCCAAGAAAACACUCAGAGUGAUGGAGCAGCUGACUGACCAUCACUAUGAGAUCUUGUCUGUACCCGAGGAUGUCGCUGCUAACUGCAUUUACAUCAGAGGUCCUGCUAAAGUGGACUUCCUCCUGCACCCCACAGUGGAGGAGUGUCCCAACAGUAUUCCU